Messenger RNA from Penicillium verhagenii, 552 nucleotides. Its product is annotated as small nuclear ribonucleoprotein-associated protein. Bases 1 to 552 code for a protein of 183 amino acids. NCBI's taxonomy places the organism in Eukaryota, Fungi, Ascomycota, Eurotiomycetes, Eurotiales, Aspergillaceae. The record is from RefSeq and is a predicted model, not a curated record. The transcript is spliced from 4 exons. Gene Ontology annotation, cellular component: U4/U6 x U5 tri-snRNP complex; cytoplasm; catalytic step 2 spliceosome. Gene Ontology annotation, biological process: mRNA splicing, via spliceosome. Gene Ontology annotation, molecular function: RNA binding.
AUGGCCGCCAACAACAAGGGCAAGAUGGCCAACCUCAUCAACUACCGGAUGAGAGUUACGCUCAACGAUGGUCGCCAAAUGACCGGCCAGAUGCUGGCCUUCGAUAAGCACAUGAACCUUGUUCUCGCCGACACAGAAGAAUUCCGUCGCAUCAAGCGGAAGUCAAAGCCCGCCGCUGGCUCCACUGCCACCCCACAGGUCGAAGCGGAGGAGAAACGAACCCUCGGUCUGACUAUCGUGCGCGGUGCCCAGGUUGUUUCCUGCUCCGUCGACGGACCCCCUCCUGCCGAUCCCUCUGCUCGUCUCGGUAACACUGGCCCCGGUAUUGGUGCCGCUGCCACUCUCGCUGCCGGUCCUGGUGUCAGCAAGCCCGCUGGUCGUGGCCUGCCCAUUGGACUCGGUGGUCCUGCUGCUGGUGUCGGUGGCCCACCUCCCCCCGGUGGCUUCGGUGGUUUCCCUCCCGGUGGUUUCCCCGGUGCGCCUCCUCCUGGAUUCGCUGGUCGCGGAGGACCCCCAGGCGGACCUCGUAAGUUCUCUGGAAUAAUACCCUGA